Molecule: messenger RNA, 1143 nt
Organism: Closterium sp. Naga37s-1
Lineage: Eukaryota; Viridiplantae; Streptophyta; Zygnematophyceae; Desmidiales; Closteriaceae
Source: the annotation of a GenBank genome assembly
AUGUCUCAGCGAGCUUGCGUGAGCGAGUUGCGCGAUGUUCAGGAAUGUCUCAGCGAUAUCGCUGAGAAAUGUCUGAACAUGGCGGUGCGGGUGCGUGCGAGUUCCAAGGUUCGGCAGCGGCACGGGUGUUCGGCAGUGGCACGGGUGCAUGUGUGUCCCCGCCCCGAGUCCCUUCUUCAACACCUUCCUCCCCAUUUUUCUCCCUUACCCCCCCCCACCCGCAUGCAUGCCUCCCAUGCCUGCCUGUUGUCUUCUCUCAGGUUCGGCAGCGGCACGGGUGCAUGUGUCUUCCUUGGUCUCUUCUUUACCUCUUUCUUCUUUUCCACCAUCACUCUCAUCCUUGCUGCUGCCCGCGUGGGCUACGCCUUGUCUCGCGACAGGGGCCUCCCUUUGUCUUUCCUGUGGCGCCGAGUGAGCGCCCACAAGGUGCCAGAGAACGCCAUAGCGUGCACCAGCGCCAUUGGUUACGCCCUGUCUCGUGACCGCGGUCUCCUUCUCUCCUUCCUGUGGCGCCGAGUGAGCGCCCACAAGGUGCCUGUGAACGCCAUCGCGUGCACCAGCGCCACCACCCUGUCCCUCUCCUUCCCUAUUGUCUCAUCCCCCCCCUCAGAGCUACGCCUUGUCUCGCGACCGCGGUCUCCCUCUCGCCUUCCUGUGGCGCCGAGUGAGCGCCCACAAGGGCUACACCUUGUCUCGGGACAGGGGCCUGCCUCUCUCCUUCCUGUGGCGGCGAGUGAGCGCCCACAAGGUGCCGGUGAACGCCAUAGCGUGCACCAGCGCCAUCAACCUAUCCCUCCUCUUCCCUACUGUCUCAUCCACCCCCUCCUCCACGCCCUCUUCACUCCACACCAGGGCUACGCUUUGUCUCGCGACCGCGGCCUGCCUCUCUCUUUCGUGUGGCGGCGAGUGAGUGCCCACAAGGUGCCAGUGAACGCGAUAGCGUGCACCAGCGCCAUCGCCAUCAUGUUCCUCAUGCCGCUGCUCGGAGGCUCCGUGGCCUACUUUGCUGUGACGGGGAUGGCCACGGUGGGGUGGUUUGGCGCGUACGGAGUGCCGGUCUUCUUUCGGAUUAUCCAGUCUGACAGGGACUUUUCUCCGGGGCCCUUCUAUCUUCCCAACUACAUCGGGCACACGGGCGGGUGA